UAGUGUAAGUUUAAUUUUUACUACAGAGUUGAACCAAACUGGAAUUCACAUAGUUAGCACAGAUGAAAUGUCAUUGACGCUUUCAUGGGAGCUGAAUUCAGACAUACACGAAUCUCCAGUAAACGUCACAGUUGUUGAAAAUAAUGUCAAUGGUGGUGAGGAAUACACUUGUGUACUAGGACAGGCUAGAAAUGCAACCUGCGCUGAUCUCGUACCUGGAUGUAACUAUACCGUCAAAGUGGAUGACCUUAAAGGAACUGUUGAGAGCUCUAUGUUUACCUCGGCCUCUUUAGUUCCUGCUAGUCCUGGAAAAUUAAACACUAAUCUUUGUGGAGUUUUUGAGGCACCAGAUGUGACUCUUUGUUGGGGCCCAAGUGAAGGGUGUGUGGAUUAUUACUUUGUCAACGUUACACAGACAGGUGGUGAGGUAGUCUUUUCGACCCAAACAUCUGAAGGUGCGAAUUCCGCAACAGUUACCAAUUUGACAGCCGGAACAGAAUACAAUAUAACAAUCUUUGCACACAGUUUUAACAAAUCUAGUGCAUCAACAUUGGACACAUUUACAACGCAACCAAGUGAACCAAGUCGGCCACUAAAUUUCACAGUUGAAGUUCUAGGUAAAAAGGAAGUUAAGUUAAAUUGGGAAUCUCCUCUCUACCCAAAUGGGCUGAUUUCUGACUACACAGUGUGCUAUAGGUACAAGCACUAUGCGGACCAGUUAUACACAAAAACAAAUUGCACUUACAAAUCAGUGUCGGAAGUGACCAUGAUUGGAAACUACUUGGAUCUUAACUUGUCACUGCCUUUUGCAGGUACAUUUUAUACCUUUUCUAUUGCCGCUCUUAACGAAAUGUUCACAGGAAAAUCUGUAUUUGUUGACGCAAGAACUCACGAAUCAACACCCGGGCGUGUCACUGGACUGUACGCACAGGCAACUAACCUAACCAUUACCUUGAUAUGGUCACGUCCAGCUGUCCCGAAUGGAGAUAUCAUAAAGUAUGAGCUUCAGUGGAAAAAAGGGGAAAAUAUGAUGUGCUUAGUCGUCAUCAAAGCAGAUACACAUUCGACCAGGGUACCCCAUGGUGAAAGCUGUGGUUCGGAACUGCCUGAGCCAAUUGAUCUAAACCAAGUGGACGUGAACUACACCAUUACCGCGCUUGAACAUUUUAAAGACUAUGAUCUGUGGUUGAUGCCAUUUACAGCUGCAGGAGGAGGAGAUUUCAGUGAACUCAAACAACGAACAACUGAAACAAGCCCGGGCCCAGUGGGAAAUUUGACAAUACGCGAUAUUGGAUCAACCGCGAUAAACGUCACAUGGACGAUUCCUGAAAUCAACUCAGGCCCAACCAACUACACAGCGGUCGCUAGGAGCACGAUACCAGGACAGGAACACACUGCUCGGUGUGAAGUUGAAGAUUACACGAGCACUGGAUGUAAGAUAGAGAACCUCCGCGAAUUUUGGCAGUACCAGGUGAAGGUCAUUGCAGAAACCAAGGAAGGGAUCAGUGUAACAAAACUCUCUCAGCCUUUCUAUACCGAAGAAUCAACCCCAGGGACACCGACGUCAUUUCAAGUACAAGAUUUAAAAGAUCUGACAAACGCAUGUGACGCCAUAAACGUUUCCUGGAGCGAACCCAACCUCCUGGACAGACAUGCCAAUAUCACACAGUAUGUUGUACAAACGGUCCAUCAUAAUGACGAGGUGUUCACGUAUACCGUUGAUGACCCUAAACCAUUUUCCAGACACAACAGUCAGUUUUCAUUGGUGUAUGGAGGUCUCAAGGCUAAUCGGGCAUACCAGUUGCAGGUUAGACUAUUUAUUACUCAACUUAUUGGAAUGUAUUCCUUACCUAGCUUCUAA
Molecule: messenger RNA, 1861 nt
Organism: Mya arenaria
Lineage: Eukaryota; Metazoa; Mollusca; Bivalvia; Myida; Myidae
Product: phosphatidylinositol phosphatase PTPRQ-like
Exons: 9
Coding region: 68-1861 (597 amino acids)
Molecular function (GO): protein binding
Source: RefSeq, a predicted model, not a curated record